ACAGUGAGCUAAAUUAAGCAAUGGAGGAUCCUUUAAAUGCAUAUACAGUGUAGGUAUUGAGGGAUGUUAUGUAAAACUUGCUAAAAUUAUUGUGCGUUUGCUUCUACUCUUAGGAAAACGUACCUCAAAACUGUAGUAGUACUUUGCAUUUCUAGAAUUUAAACUUAGGUAAAGAUAAAAAAUAGAGACCACAAACGAUUUUUAUCACUUCUAGAGCUCCUGCUUUGCACUGGGCACCAUGCUAGGACUAUCAUAGUUAAUUCUUUAAAAUUGGAGUGUCCCAUUAGAAGACCCCCCAACUUAGGCUUCUUUAUCUCCACCUCCUUCUUGGGUGAUCUAUCUAGUCUGUGGCAGUACAUGCCCUCUGUAGAUAGACUGCACACUUGACAUCUCCAGCUGGAUUUCUAACUCCCCGAGGCUGCUGCUCCCCAAGGCUGAACUGGAGGGAAGAAGAAAUGUUGCUUCAAAGUAAGGUAUAGAAAUCACAAAUGUCUUCAAAGGAUGGGAGAUCCAGGAAUCGAGACAGGCACUACAACGAGGUCCCCAGGGACUUGGCCCAUGAAGAUGGCACCAUAAGAACCCUCCAGACUCUCCGUGACAGUGAGCUGGCUGUGAGCGCUGAUCCUUUGCCUCCACCCCCUCUCCCAUUACAGCCACCAUUUGGCCCUGACUUCUACUCAAGUGACACAGAGGAACCGGCCAUAGCACCAGACCUCAAACCCGUAAGGCGCUUCGUCCCUGAGUCCUGGAAGCACUUCUUCAGAGGGAAGAAGAAGGACCCAGAAUGGGAUAAGCCGGUGUCAGACAUCAGAUACAUCUCAGACGGAGUGGAGUGUUCGCCUCCAUCCUCUCCAGGGAGACAAAACCACCACUCACCCCCCGACUCCCACAAAGAUCCUUACGGAGGGUCAGAAGGAACCUUUAAUUCCCGGAAAGAGGCUGAAGCGAUGCUUCCCCAGGAUCCCUACGGGUCUCUGGGCCGACACACACAAACGGCUCUAACGUACAGUGAGAAGGUGGAGGCCUACAACCUGAGGUACUCCUACAUGAAGUCGUGGCCCGGCCUGCUGAGAAUCCUCGGGGUGGUGGAGCUGCUGCUGGGGGCGGGCGUCUUCGCCUGUGUCACAGCUUACAUUCACGCUUCUGUCACCACCAUUAUUAUUCUGGUUCUUGGCAUGUCCAUGUAUUAUCGGACCAUUCUUUUGGACUCUAACUGGUGGCCCCUGACCGAGUUUGGAAUUAACAUUGCCUUGUUUAUUUUGUAUAUGGCUGCAGCCAUAGUCUAUGUGAAUGAUAUCAACCGAGGUGGACUCUGCUACUACCCAGUAUUUAAUACACCAAUGAAUGCAAUGUUCUGUCGGGUAGAAGGAGGACAGACAGCAGCGAUGGUCUUCCUGUUUGUCACCAUGAUUCUUUAUCUCAUCAGUGCUUUGGUUUGCCUCAAGUUAUGGAGGCAUGAGGCAGCUCGGAGACAUAGGGAAUACAUGGAACAACAGGAGAUAAGUGAGCCAUCAUUUCCAUCGAAAAGAAAAAUGUGUGAAAUGGCCAUCGGCGGUGACAGACAGAGAGACCAAGAAGUUCAUUUCAAAGAAUUGAGACCAACAAAUAUGAAACCUGAAAUACUGAGUGCACAUGUCCCCUCGGGCCACAUUCCCAAACCUAUCAUGUUGCCUGACUAUGUGGCAAAAUACCCUGUGAUUCGGACAGAUGAUGAACGGGAGCGCUAUAAGGCCGUGUUCCAAGACCAGUUUUCAGAGUACAAGGAGCUCUCUGCAGAAGUCCAGGCCGUCUUGAGGAAGUUCGAUGAGCUGGAUGCAGUGAUGAGCAGAUUGCCGCAUCAUUCGGGAAACCAACAGGAACAUGAGAGAAUUUCAAGAAUCCAUGAAGAAUUUAAGAAAAAAAAGAAGGACCCUACGUUUCUGGAAAAGAAAGAGCGCUGUGAUUAUCUAAAGAAUAAACUUUCUCACAUAAAGCAACGAAUUCAAGAAUAUGAUAAAGUAAUGAAUUGGGAUGUACAAGGUUAUUCUUAAACCUUAUCUGAAACCACUUUUUUAAUAUCAAACUUAAUAUUUA
Myotis davidii is the source of this 2073-nucleotide messenger RNA. It is a transcript of the gene MARVELD2, whose product is annotated as MARVEL domain containing 2. Gene Ontology annotation, biological process: bicellular tight junction assembly. The transcript has 7 exons. Bases 489 to 2030 code for a protein of 513 amino acids. Gene Ontology annotation, cellular component: apical plasma membrane; bicellular tight junction; cytoplasmic vesicle. NCBI's taxonomy places the organism in Eukaryota, Metazoa, Chordata, Mammalia, Chiroptera, Vespertilionidae. The record is from RefSeq and is a predicted model, not a curated record.